Phasianus colchicus (ring-necked pheasant) is the source of this 2715-nucleotide messenger RNA. The record is from RefSeq and is a predicted model, not a curated record. Lineage: Eukaryota; Metazoa; Chordata; Aves; Galliformes; Phasianidae.
CACCAGCAGCACCAGCAGCCGCAGCACCGCCGCCGCCGUGGCUCAGCCCCCCGCCCCCCCCGCGCCCCCCCAGGAUCAGGAGCCGACGUUUUUGUCAGCAUGAGAACGGAUUUCCGAGCUCAACUUCGGCGUUGUCAACGUUUAUUGGAACCGGGAGGGGGAGGGAACGGAACCGGAACCGGAGGUGUUGUUGGGGGGGGUCCCGAAAUCCGCCUUCAUGGGUUGGGUUUGGCCGUCACGAGAGCCAUCAACCUGGCCCUACAACUGCAGGCGGCCUCACCUGGAGCCCUACAACUGCACGCCAGCACCUCUUCCGUCACCCUGCCCGCCUGGGGGGGCUCCGGGGACCCCCCCCAGCACCCUCACGAUGAUGAAGACCCCGACGUCCCCCCCCUGCCCCCCCAGGAGGAUUCACCCGACGUCUCUGCCAUGAGACCCCGGCACAACUCGGCCAUCCACAUCCGCGUGUGCCGCGAGGCUCCGUGUGUGUGAGGCGAUGGGGGGGGAGCAGGGGGGUUCUAGAGCGUCGCCGAAGGGUUCUGGAGCAUCAGAUGGGAUUUGUCAGGCAAAUUUGGGGUGCUCCGAGAGGUUCUGGAGUAUCAAAUGGGACUUUUCCAUUGAAUUUGGGGCGUUUUGUGUGAUUCUAGAGUGCCCUGAGAUGUUCUGGAGCAUCAAGUGGGACUUUUCCGUCAAUGCUGAGGCAUUGUGAGGGGUUCUAGAGCAACGAGUGGGACUUUUCUAUUGAGGUUGGGCUGCCUCGAUGGGUUCUAGAGCAUCAAUUGGGAUUUCUGCAUUGAACUCAGCACAUUUUGUGAGGUUCCGGAGUGCCCUGAGAUGUUCUGGAGCACUAAAUAGGACUUCUCCUUCAUGCUGAGGCGUUUUGGGGGGUUCUAGAGCAACGAGUGGGACUUUUCAAUUGAAGUUGGGGCACCCUGGGAGGUUCUCGAGCACCAACUGGGAUUUCUUCAUCGAAUUUGGGGCACCCUGAGAGGUUCUAGAGGGAGCCAGGAGGUUCUCGAGCGCUGAGUGGGAUAAUUCCGUUGAAUUUUGGCUGCUCUGAUGGGUUCUGGAGCAACAGCUGUGACUUCUCCAUCAGAGUUCGGGUCCUCUGGGAGGUUCUAGAGCGGCAACUGGACUUCUUCCUCAAUGCUGAGGUACUCUGAGAAGUUCUAAAUCACAAAUCUGGAUUCUUCCAUGAAAUUUGGGGUACCCUGAGAGGUUCUAGAGCAACCCAAGGUUUUCUAGAGCACCGAUUGGGACUUUUUUAUCAACGUUGAGGUGCCCUGAGAGGUUCUGGAGCACCAAGUGGAACUUUUCCAUCAAUGCUGAGGUACACCGAGAGGCUCUAGAGUGCCCCAACGUGUUCUAGAGCACCAAGGGAGAGUUUUCAAUUGAAGUUGGGGCAUCCUAAGAGGUUCUCGAGCACCAGUUGGGACUUCUCCAUGGAAUUUGGGGUGUUCUGUGAGGUUCUGGAGCAGCAAAUGGAACUUCUCCAUCAACGCUGAGGCAUGCUGAGUGGUUCUAGAGCGACCCAAGAUGUUCUGGAGCACCAAGUGGGAUUUGUUUCGUCAACAUUGAGCUUCCCCGAAAGGUUCUGGAGCGACCCGAGGGGUUCUGGAGGGGCAGCUGGACUUCUCCAUCAACGCUGAGGCACCUCAGGAAGUUCUGGAGCGUUCCCAGAAGUUCUAGAGCACCAAUUGGUGUUUCUUUGUUGAAGCUGGGGUGCACUAUAGGUUCCAGAGCACCAAGUGGGACUUCGCUGCCAACAUUGGGAGGUUCUAGAGCAUUCUGAGGUGUUCUAGAGCACCCAGUUGGGUAUUUCUAUUGAAGUGGGUGUCCUCUGGUAAGUUCUAGAGCACCAAGUGGGACCUUCCUGUCAUUGUUGAGGAACCGUGAGAGGUUCUGGAGUCCUCCAAGAUGUUCCAGAGCACCAAAUGAGACGUUCCUGUCCACAUUGAGGAACCUCAAGAGGUUCUAGAGCACCUUAAGUUGCUCCAAAGCACCAAAUGAGUUUUUUUCUGUCAAGCGUGAGGUAAUUCAAGAAGUUCUGGAGCGCCCCAACAUGUUCUGGAGCAACAAAUGGGAUUUUUUUCAUGUAGCUGGAGGACCCCAAGAUGUUCCAGAGCGCCAAAAUAGGUCAUUUGUCACUAUUCAAGCAUCCCAAGGUGUUCUGGAGCACGCUAGAAUGUUCUAGAGCAGCAGAUGGAACUCGUAUGUUCUGUCUUGAGGCACGCUGAGAUGGUUCUAGAGCGCCCAACAGGACUCCUGUGUCAACAUUGAGGCACACUGAGAGGUUCUGGAGCGCCCCAAGGUGUUCUAGAGCAUCAAAUAGGUUUUCUGUGUUGUCAUUGAGGUACCCCAAGAUGUUGUGGAGGUUCCCAGUGUGUUCUGGAGCACCAGGCAGGGUCUAUUCGUCACCAUUGAGGCACUUUGAGGUGUUCUAGAGCACCAGGUGGGCUUUACGUGGCAGUGCUGAGACACUGAGAGAUUCUGGAGCACCAGAUAGGAUUUGUCUGUUAGCAUUCGGGCAAACCACGGUGUUCUAGAGCACCAAAUGGGUCUUGUCUGUCAACAUUGAGGCACCCCAAGGUGUUCUGGAGCACCUGGGGAUGAUCUAGAGCACCAGCUAGGAUUUCUGUGUCAUCAUUGAGGCAGCCUGAGAUGUUCUGGAGCACUUGGAGAUGUUCUAGAUUGCCAGACAGGCCCUAUUUAUCA